Messenger RNA from Papilio polytes (common Mormon), 3983 nucleotides. RefSeq names its product phosphorylated CTD-interacting factor 1 (gene Pcif1). The record is from RefSeq and is a predicted model, not a curated record. The transcript is spliced from 7 exons. Lineage: Eukaryota; Metazoa; Arthropoda; Insecta; Lepidoptera; Papilionidae. Bases 397 to 2505 code for a protein of 702 amino acids. Gene Ontology annotation, molecular function: RNA polymerase II C-terminal domain binding; mRNA (2'-O-methyladenosine-N6-)-methyltransferase activity. Gene Ontology annotation, cellular component: nucleus.
AUUUAAUCUGUGCAAGGAUGGCGAUGCUUGGGAAGUGAUACGUUUCGCCGAGUUAUAACAAAAAAAUAUGUUCUUCGCGUAAAUUGUUGAUUUAAAAUAGAGUGUUAAUAUAUCAUUCAUGUUAAUAAUUUUUCUGACAUAAAUUCAACAGUUUGAAAUAUAAGUUCUCGAUUAUUAUCAUGUGUUUUGAUAAAAUUUAUGAAUUUUCUCUUGCACUCUGUCUUGGCGGCAACAAUACGAUGAAUAUCAACAAAGAUAUUGCUCUUAUAGGAAACUUAUUAGUUAAUUAGUGCUAUUGGAAAAUCUGACUAUAGAUACAAUUUGCAGUUUUGAUUACAACUUUAUUUAAAUUUUUAUUUUACUGUGUACCUACUAUUAAUAAUUUGUAGAAAAUACAUGAUGAAUGAUGUCCGUGACAAAGUGUCUGCCGGUUCCUCGACAUGGGAGGGUGGCGUUACGCACAGUGAACCACCGCCAGAAACGCAAUCAUCACCAAGCACCGGCGGAGAAACCCCUCAAACUCCUGGAGCUCCGGUGCCCCUAGCCCAGCAUCUCGCUACAGAUUUGCAUCCUGACCUUCUGCAACAAGGAUGGCGAAAGUAUUGGUCUAAACGAGAGAAUAGACCAUACUUUUGGAAUAAAAUAUCAGGAGAAUCAAUGUGGGAAUUGCCAGCAGUAAAAAGAGAUUUUGAUCCAAUUACAGACCCAUUAGGCAUAUGCCACACAGGACCUCCUCCUGCUGGUAGUAUCACACCAAGUGCUAGCAAACGACGACCUUCCGAGGAUAAUGGCCCUCCCCCAAAGAAGUUUGUUUUGGCUGGACCUUGGGAUAUAGAAGUUCCAACAAAUGUUGUAAUAUAUGAACGUCCACCGACUAUAUGUCCGCAUCCCCAUCCGGAAAUAGAAGGAUUUAGAUUCACUUUAGCAAAUAAACUGAGGCAGUGUUAUCAAGAGUUGUGUCACACAAGAGAAAGCAUAGAUGCGCCAAAGGAUUCAUUUAAUCGUUGGUUAAUGGAGAGAAAGGUUAACGAUCAAGGUGGAUCAGAUCCUCUGUUGCCUAGUCACUGCUUUCCUGAAAUAUCAAGAUCUAUGUAUGAAGAAAUAAUGAAUGAUAUUCCAAUAAAGCUGACACAUACGAAAUUUACGGGCGAUGCUCGAAAACAAUUGUCUCGGUAUGCUGAGGCAGCAAAGAAAAUGAUAGAGUCACGGAAUGCAUCACCGGAGAGUCGUAAAGUAGUGAAAUGGAAUGCAGAGGAUACAUUUCAGUGGCUGCGGAGAACUGUCGGAGCUACAUAUGAUGAUUUUCAAGAUAGAUUGGCUCAUCUAAGGAGACAAUGCCAACCUCAUUUAGCUGAAACAGCAAAAGCAUCAGUGGAAGGAAUUUGUCUAAAAAUUUAUCAUUUAUCAGCGGAAUAUGCAAGAAAAAUUAGAGAAAAACACAGCUUUUUAUUAAAAGAAAAUGGAAUUCAGGAGCUGACUGCGCCGCUACAGCAGGCGGCACUGCGCAAGGUGUGGUGCUACCCGGUGCAGUGCGGCAUCCCCGCGCCGCGCGCGCCUCUUGUUGAACACUUCCUCGACCGCGACCAGGCGCUGCUGCGCUACCUCGGCGACACGCAGAUCAUCAAUGCCACUUAUCUACAGAAAUUGGAGUGCCUGUACAGGUACAGCUGCUUCGACGACAAGAAGUUCGAGCAGUUCUUGUCGCGGGUGUGGUGCGUGCUGCGGCGCUACGCGGCGUGGGUGGGCGCGGGCGGGGAGGCGCACCUGGCGCAGAUGGCGCUGCCCGUGCCCGUGCUGGAGUGCCUGCAGCGCUGCUUCGGCGUCACCUUCGAGUGCUUCGCCAGCCCUCUCGACUGCUACUUCCGCCAGUACUGCUCCGCAUUCGCUGACACUGACUCAUACUUCGGCUCCAGAGGUCCGUUCCUGGAGCUGCGGCCGGUGUCGGGGUCGCUGGUGGCGCACCCGCCGUACUGCGAGGAGCUGCUGGAGGCGGCGCUGCGCCACAUGGAGCGCCUGCUGCAGGACUCGGCGGAGCCGCUCAGCUUCGUGGUGGUGCUGCCCGAGUGGCCCGACCGGCACACGCACGCGCUGCACAAGCUGCAGGCCAGCCACUUCAAGAGGAAACAGGUUGUUAUACCAGCAUUUGAACAUGAAUAUCGUCAUGGAUUCCAACACGUCCUUCCAAAGAACGAGGUGUACUUCCGGUGGGGCGGUGGCACGGUGGUGGUGUGGCUGCAGAACGCGGCGGGGUUCGCGCGCUGGGGGCCCACCGAGGAGCGCGUGGAGGCGCUGCUGGACGCGUGGCGGCCGCGCGCCAAGCUGCGCUCCCCGCACGCCGCGCACCCCGCACACCCCGCACACACGCCGCACCCCGCGCACACGCCGCACCCCGCGCACCACGCGCACCACGCGCCCUCCGCUGACGUCGACAACGUCAACGUCAACAUCAACGUCAACACCAACAACGUCGCACCCGGCAGCGCCACGCCCGCCGACAAACGCUGACGUUACACAAGUAUGUUACCCCCAUACAAAUGUUAACACUACACUCAAUAGACCUAUCUGACGAAAAGAGUUACAUCUUUUAUGCUAAAUAAACUUAGUUCUGACAGUUUGUUUAUUUAAAAUAAACAAACUAACUGUCAGAACAGAACUUCAACUAUGAUUUAGGAGUUCUUUUAUGAAAUGUAACUUUUUUCCUCUAAGUUACUUAACUGCUUACAAGUUUGACCAUUGACCCACAGACAUGUUUGUUUCAAUAAUGCAGUACAUAUUGUAAUAAUGCAUAGCUAUGUUAUAAAAGUUAACUUAUCUCCACUAAAAGUCAUACUAAAAUAAUUAAAUAAAAAGUUUUUAUUUGAUAGAUAUUCUAAAACUACUUUUGUUUCUGGCCCGUGAAAAUUAUGUUGGUUAAAUAUAUAUGAUUCAUUUAAAAAUGAAGUGAUUUCAAUGUUUUAUGCAAAAAGACUUAAAUUAUAUGCAUCUAGGGAUUUGAGAUAUUUUUAGCCAAAUAAUUAUAAGUAUAUUGUCAAUAUACUUGUGUUCACACAUCAAGAGGAAGUGUGUUUGUGACUAUUUGAAGAAUUUAAUUUAAUAUGAAUAGAGGUAGGAAUAUGCGGCAUAAAGACUGGUAAGGGUUUUAGAAUGUAUGUGCGUGUAACUACAUGUAUGUAGGUUGAAAGAUUAAGAACAUUGUAAUGUAUUUCCAAAUCUAUAGAUCCGAUUGGUUUGACAUCAAAGAGUAUUUAAUAUUAUAGAAAGGACAUUACAAAUAAUUUAAUCAAAUCAAUAAACUCAGAACCGCUAAAUAACAAAAUUCAAGCUAGUUAUUUGUAACAUCCGAAGUACCAGUGGUACCUAUUUGACACUAUGGUUUAGUUUGUAAUGUCCUGUCUAUUGUAAUAUUGUUAAAUGUCUUUAACAUGAGUCACUUUUUGCAACAGUUAUUAACAACGCACAUUAUAGCAAUUCUAAGCAAUAAUAAAUACUUAAGAAUUACAUUGAUCAUGUUAAAUGACUUGAUGGCAUAAAGUACAGUUUGCUUUAGGGCUGAAGGAAACUCACGUUUUAAUAUAAAUUACGUUAUUGUCAUGACAUAGCAUAAUAUUUAUUUAAAUGAACUCUAUGGGAAUAGACUUAAGAUACCAAAUGCUUGUAUAAUGUUUAUUUAGAAUAUACACAAAUGGUUUAUCGAGCCGCUUUUUAGAUAGUUAAAAAUAAAUCUAUAUAUAUAAAAGUGAAGAUGUUUGGCGCUUGUUGUCGAAUAUAGGAGUUAGCAGUUGGUUAAGGUUGAUAUGUAAGAUCGGGACUGCCAUUUGUUUUACUUUUGAUUAAUAUUAAAAAUCAAUUUUCAUAACUAUUUAAAUCAAUUUAAUUUAUCAUAAUUUUUUACUUGAAGAAUUCAGAUAUAUACACUGUGGUUGAAAGUUUUAUAUGUAUGUUUUUCUGUUCUGUUUUCUUUUUUUUUUUUCAAUUUUCAAUUA